Colletotrichum karsti is the source of this 819-nucleotide messenger RNA. RefSeq lists its product as uncharacterized. NCBI's taxonomy places the organism in Eukaryota, Fungi, Ascomycota, Sordariomycetes, Glomerellales, Glomerellaceae. The record is from RefSeq and is a predicted model, not a curated record. The coding region runs from base 1 to 819 and encodes 272 amino acids. The transcript is spliced from 2 exons.
AUGGAUCGACUUCCACAGGAGACGGUUGACAAGAUUAUGGCGCACUUGGACUUCGAGCCCAAAGGCAACUGGGUCGUAAAAAGGAACUGGCUCAGAAAAAAGAUCAAAGAAAACAUCUUCUACUGGGCAAACGUUGCGACCGUUUCCGGAAGGUUCCAGGCCGCCGUCGAGCGCCAGACCUUCCGAUCGAUCAAUUUCAAAAGCUCCGACGACUUUAGCACUUUCAACAAACUCUUCUCCACAGCUCGCCGUCGCCGUGCCCUCCGAGACCUCACAUACCACGUCAUGCUGCCGAAGCGGAUGAGACUUCUUCCCGUCGGAUACGGCGGCGCCGAGAACCAUAAGAGGGCAUACGACUUUUACAGAAAAGUCCGCGACAAUCAGUGGGGAAUCGACGCCGAACUCGACGCUCUUCUGAUGAACGAGAAGGUUGACGGCCGCAUCUGCCACCCCGAUCUUCAAGACUUCAGGCUAGAGGUCAACGAGAAGCUCAUGGAGCCUGUUCUACUCUCCAUGCUGAAGGCUUUAGCCCAAAUGCGGUCAUUCCGCCGGUUGACGCUCUACGCCUACCUCACGAAGUGGCCAUCAUCUCAAGAGAACUGGACCGUCGAGUAUGACGCACCUCACAAGCCCAGCAGUUACGAUCCGGGAAUGUCAUGCUCUGAAGAAACCCACGGAGUAGUUAACCACGCUCGCUUUGUAUUCAAGACACAAAAGUGGCGCCCAUCGAAGGUCUACUGGAAAAUUUUCGUGCGUUUUGAAGGGAGAAGACUGGCUGUGAUGCGAUUUUGUUUGGAUUGGAACCGAAUGACGUGGUAG